CAAAUCAUCCUGCUCCAAGAUCCAAAAGCAUCCGACCCAAAUAUUUUCUGAAGAAAAAAAAACUUUCAUUCGCCAUGGCCAGAACUAAGCAAACAGCCAGAAAAUCCACCGGAGGAAAGGCUCCACGUAAGCAGCUAGCAACAAAAGCAGCCAGAAAGUCCGCUCCGGCGACCGGCGGAGUGAAGAAGCCACACAGGUUCAGGCCCGGAACCGUCGCUCUCCGUGAGAUCCGUAAGUACCAGAAGAGCACUGAGCUUUUGAUCCGAAAGCUGCCGUUCCAGAGACUGGUUCGUGAAAUCGCUCAGGAUUUCAAGACUGAUCUGCGAUUCCAAAGCUCCGCCGUGUCGGCGCUUCAGGAGGCGGCGGAGGCGUACCUCGUCGGACUUUUUGAGGACACUAAUUUGUGUGCGAUUCAUGCUAAGAGAGUUACGAUUAUGCCUAAGGAUAUGCAGUUGGCUAGAAGGAUUAGAGGAGAACGUGCUUAAGUGGAGCGAUGAAUAUUAAUUUAUCAGCUGUGUGUUUUAAUUUUUAGUGAAGUUUAUGUUAGAUGUUUAAUUGUGUUCGUAUUAUGUGAAUGGAAAUGAAAAAAUCUUUUUAU
This is a messenger RNA of Mercurialis annua (annual mercury), 598 nucleotides long. RefSeq names its product histone H3.2-like. The record is from RefSeq and is a predicted model, not a curated record. Lineage: Eukaryota; Viridiplantae; Streptophyta; Magnoliopsida; Malpighiales; Euphorbiaceae. Bases 75 to 485 code for a protein of 136 amino acids. The transcript has a single exon. Gene Ontology annotation, cellular component: nucleosome. Gene Ontology annotation, molecular function: protein heterodimerization activity; DNA binding; structural constituent of chromatin.